This is a messenger RNA of Stomoxys calcitrans (stable fly), 1904 nucleotides long. RefSeq lists its product as uncharacterized. The record is from RefSeq and is a predicted model, not a curated record. NCBI's taxonomy places the organism in Eukaryota, Metazoa, Arthropoda, Insecta, Diptera, Muscidae. The transcript has 3 exons. Bases 132 to 1640 code for a protein of 502 amino acids.
CCCCCAAAGUAACGAAAAGAAAAAACGAUAGAAAAAGGAUUUUUAUUUGCUUGGCAAGCAGAAAAUAAAACUGCUACAAAAUUAAGCAUUCGUCGGCAACAACAAAGCAAUAUAAACGCAAAAAAUCAAAAAUGAAAUUGGAGCCGAAUGUAAACGGGGGGAGUCCUUUGGUAACGCCAUUGAAAAUAUCCACUGCAAAGGUGGAGUCCAUACCUAAUAACGAAACAUCAAAAACAGACAAUGAAGAAGAUUUCGAUCAAUUUCCGGAUGCUGACGAGGACCUGGACGAUGCCGGCAGCAGUUGUGUGAAAAAUGAGAAUGGCAGUGAAUUUAGCAGUGUCGAAGAAACGAAAACUUUCACAAAAGUAGUUGAAGGAAUUGAUAAUGAGACGGCAGGCGAAACUGAUGAGUCGGCAGUGGGGAAAAAGAAGUCGCGCAAAAAACGUUCCCUCAAUUGGGAAGAAGCAGAGCGGGGCCUUUUAGUUGAAAUCAUAAAGCCAAAGGUGGAUUUUGUGGAAAAUAAAUCGGUGGAUGCCAAAUCUAUAAAAUCAAAACGUUUGGCCUGGUUGCAUGUCACCAAGCAAUUUAAUGCAUUGAAUUUUCGUCAUCGCUCUCUGGAACAAAUUCAAGUACAGUGGCGUAGUAUGAAGAAUUCAGCCAAAAAGGAAUAUCAACAGAAAUAUCCCAAGGCCACCAGUAUGCUGGAUGGCAUGCAAAUGCUAGAGUUCAUGGAGGAAAUGCAAAAAGAGCCCGCCAUUGGCGGUACUCGCAGCCAGACCCGCAAUUCCAAUAUACAAAUGAAAAAGGAACAACUCGAUGAUCUGGACGAGGAAGAUGAUACGCCCCUGGCUGCCUUACCCGCAACCCUAUUCAAUAAUACCAGCAACAGCGAAGACACGCAGCCGACAUCGACAUUGGCUUUGUCCCCAUCCACAUCAGCCGAAUCACAAAAUUUAGAAUUUCAGCCUCUCAAUAAUGCGGAAUCAUUGAUUGAUGUGCCGGUCAAAAAGAGAAAAAUAUUACCGAAACUAAAGGAGAAGUUGCCCAAAGCCAAGGCUCUGCACCAGGCCGCAGCGGCGGAUGGCAGUGGUAAAAUGUGCGGCGAUAAACCUGUUUUGGGUUUAAAAAUCAAACGUCAAAAAUGUGAGACCACCAAUGCGGCCAGCUCAUCUCUCACCGAUGUCUCCAGUUCGGCCAACACAUCGUUAGGCGUAUCAUCCUACACAUCGGCCAGCUCAACGAAUCUCAAUGCAAAUUAUCUAUUUUCCGAAAGUAAACCCUCCACAGCGGUGGUACAUGCCCAUAAUAGUAACUCCGUUUUAACCACACCACCGCCCUCGCCGAGUGCGUGCAACGAUGAGAAAUAUAAAAAGCAAAUAUUUGACUUGAUAAGACGUGCUCGCCUGGCCGAAAUCGAUUUUGCCCGCAAGGAGCAUGAGCAAAAAUUGCGCCAUCAACAGCAGGAGCAAGAUUUGAAAAUGCGUUAUAUGCGUGAAAUGCAUGAGCAGCGAAUGCGUUUCGCUCAAAUGGAAUAUGAGGCUCGCAUGCGUGUCUAUGCGCAGGCCAAUGAGAAGGCAGCUUCAAACGAUACUUCGUCGUCGUCAUUGGCCGUUCUUCCUGAUCAGAGCAAGGAUACUUAGACAAUAUAUCAACGAGGCCCGCCCGGCUAUUCAUACGGUAUUUAUUGUAUAGAUAAAGUUUAAAUUAUACUCAUUAGAAAAGUAUGUAGAACUAAUCGAUGAUAGGAUGAUAUCCUGGAAACUCCAACGCCCAAUAGGUUCAAGGCAAAAUUUGAAUCGUGAAAGCUGUCAAACUAUCUCUCAGAGAGGUAUUACAAUAUCAACGAUCAUUUUUACAAGUGGAGUUAAUUGUUCCAAAGAGCGAUUGUGGGUUUUCGACAAUAG